UGGGGCAAGUAGGCUCCGCCUUCUGUUCCCGGUGUUCCAAGUCUGCCAAGGUUUUCGGCGUCCCGGGGAGACAGAGCAUGGGCUGGCUCAACUGUGGCUGACAGCAAACGCUCAGGCUGACUGGUAAGGUGGCUGGCCCUGGAUCCAGCAUGGUGUAGUUGGGAGCUAAAACAGAGACUUCAGGGAAGAGAGAGAGAGAGCAAAGAAUGCAGGCAGCGCUAUGAAACACUACGUUCAUCUGUUCAUCUGCGAGUUGAGAAUCAGAACUGAACUAAUUUCCCAGCUUUCCAAAGCAAUAACCUAUAAUAAUAGGAGACAAUAAUGGAGCUGCCAGAGGCCCUGAAGAUCAUUUGUUUCAGACUGAAUUGAACACUGGGAAUCCAAAUAGAAGAGCAUAAUACUUUUACUUUGGGGUCUGGCACUACUGCAGUGCUGAUCACUAGCUAACACACAACUGUGUGUCUUUCUGCAGGUGCCCUGGGAGGGGCCAUGGUGCCAAGACAGUUGUUGGGGAAACUGAAGCAGCCAUUUCUCUUCCUGAGCAGUGCCUCCCUCCUCCUGGGGCUGGCUUUACUGGUCAUACAGUCUGAUGUCGCCCCUGUUGCUUACUUCUUCCUCUGCUUGGCUGGCUUUUGCUUUGUUGCUUGCCUCCUGGCCUGUGUUAUGGAACGAUGCUCCCGAUCGAUGCCAAGCUCCAGGCAGACUGAGAAUCCAGAGGCCUCAGGCCAAGCGCAAGACAAUGGAGCUUUUGAGGUGCCAACCUAUGAACAGGCUGUAGAGGUGAUGGAUUCACAACCACAGAGCCACCUCCAAGAGCUGGAGCAACCACCCCCUUACAGCAGUAUCAUAAUAUCCCCAGGAGUUGAGGGGGCACAGCCUAGCCAACCAGACAGUCCCAGCACAGGCAGUCUGAAAAGGCGAGUGGGCUCAGAGGGGACAAUGACUGCCAGAGGAAACCCUGGAAGAAUUCUUCGACUUAGGGGUCCACGAGUUGUGGCCACUGCUCCUGAUCUGCAAAGCAUGAGAGUGGCCCCCAAACUGGAGCCUAGUACUCCACCUCCUGCCUAUGAAAUCAGUUUUGCUCAUGCUGAUGAUGACAGUGUUUUCUAUGAAGAUAAAUGGAUACUUCCCUAAGUGGUGCCCUCAGAACCUGUGCACUCAUUUGCCCAGCAUUUCCUAGUGUCUAUUGGAUCAGAAACUGGUUUUACCCGGACAUCACAAUCGAGGCCUUCAAAGCAGCGGGGAGUCGGGCUGUGGCAUGUCGUUCACAGAUAAAUGGCACACCUAGAUUCUUCUGGAAACAUUCUGGAACCUAUCUGAUGACCAGUAUUUCCAGAGUAAGGUGGAAGAUGAGAAAGAGAUAAGUUACCAAGAGAAGCUGGAGGGAUACCUCUGAGUGACUGCUGUGUUUCUUCUAUUGUAGACACCAAGUCUCCCUGAGAUUCCUGAUGGGGUAUUACCUACCAAGAUAAUGAGAGCUUCUAAGGUUGAGGGGAGCUGAAUAGUUUGCACAAGAACGGGAUGCUAGUAAAAACAUAAAAAUAACUCGAAUCAAAUUCCAA
Mus musculus (house mouse) is the source of this 1562-nucleotide messenger RNA. RefSeq names its product transmembrane protein 139 (gene Tmem139). The coding region runs from base 490 to 1134 and encodes 214 amino acids. The record is from RefSeq and is a predicted model, not a curated record. The transcript has 4 exons. Lineage: Eukaryota; Metazoa; Chordata; Mammalia; Rodentia; Muridae.